Drosophila eugracilis is the source of this 1687-nucleotide messenger RNA. RefSeq lists its product as uncharacterized. The transcript has a single exon. Bases 83 to 1684 code for a protein of 533 amino acids. The record is from RefSeq and is a predicted model, not a curated record. Lineage: Eukaryota; Metazoa; Arthropoda; Insecta; Diptera; Drosophilidae.
UGACUUGGAGUUGACCUUUAUGUCAAAACACACGGAGAUUGACAACCUUUACACCUCGAAAAUAAAUAAAAUAAAAUAAAAAAUGUACUCAAGCAAAGCGAAUCUGCUGAUUACAGAGGAUAACUCUGAGGGCAGCUUUCACCCGGACGACUUGGCCAAUGACCUUAUAAAAAACAUAUUCCGCAAGUACCCAGAGCGAGGACUUCACGAAGAGUCAUCCUCCUAUGCAUCAUCCUGCUCAAGUUUGCCCCGCGAAAAGUGCAAGAGCAAAGUGGACCGUCGCCUGGAUUACUGGAAGAACAUGCUUGCUCAGCGGCGGGAGUUGCAAGAGAGACUGCGGAGGCAAUUGGGCCGGACUCCAGAACAGAUGAUCCUUAAUCAUCAGGGGAAGGCAGGGAGUCGUUCGGACAAGGGCUUAGUGGAGGUUGUGGGACUAUCCAUCCAUUGCGCUAGUGAACUUCAAGAUGGGGACAAACCUCAGAAAGAUGAUCAGGAAUUAUUUAGAGAGUCCAAGCACAAAAUCUGUAAUCUUGAGGUGGUUGGCAGGAAGAGCAAGGACUGCCAGGAGGCUCGCUUUUCUGUCCCGAGAGCGAGAAUUUCUAAGCUGAGUUUAAGCUUCGGAGAGGUCGCACAUUCCACACAACCAGCGAACGGACCUGGCGUCCGUAUCAAUGGAAUCAACUACUUACCACAUGCUCCGGAGCUUUCGCCAGCUAUGGACCGGAUGUUCACUAGCCAUCCCUUCCAGCGACACCUGCGCACCAUCGUUCGCAUCGAAAACAUCGGAAACCAGGAGCUGAGAUUCAAUUGGAGGGAGGUGAACUUCUUCUCGAACAACGACACUCUCAUGGAAGCCGAUCCCGAAGACUUCGUAUUCGAUGUUCGCCCCUUUGCGCUCCUCCCGGGGGAGUUCCGGGACAUUACGGUCCUGUAUCAGCCGCGCUGCGUGGCCAUUGUAAAGCAGCGCUGGCAGCUGCUGACCAGGCCACGGAUCUUCUUCUGCCGUCCUUCUGCGUUCACGUUGAACCUUAACGGCCGCUGUACCCCGCCCAAGGAGUAUCUGGACCGCUUGAGAAUGGAGAAACUCCCGGUUAUGCCUAAUGAGCCUCGAACUGAACUAGAGCAGCAUAUUUCGCUCCAAUGUCCAUACGAACGGGAGCUGGAGGACCGCGAGAUUUUCAACCGGCGCAACAGAAGCUUUCAGUGCCGAACCCACGACGAUAUGGAACGACUCUUUGCCUUCUACAGGCACUUGAGGACCAGCCCUUCAUUUCGCUGGGACUUCGGUGUGCACACGCUGAUCCACAUGGUGUGUAAUGGCCAGGACACUCGGCAGCGCAUUCGCCACCUUUCGGAAUUGACCAAGCUGCUCGACGGCCUAAGAAGUACUUCGGCAUUACCACUUGACAAGGGGGACUCACCCGAAAGGUUGAGCGAGCGCGAUCACACCAAAGAGGUGUACGUACGUGGAAUACUAGCGAGUCGAUUGGAAGAAUGGGAAGAGAAGGUGCAACUUCUUGGGGAAAGGAUCGCCAAGUGGGAAAAUCAAGGCAGUCAGCAGGAGGUGAAGGACUUGCACAGCUCCAAGUACUUUACGGACGCGAUCUAUAUCCAGCUAUACGGACUUAUCUGCAUUGCAGCCGAGGACAUCGUCUCGAUGAUCGAGAGCACAUCUCUGAUCUAGUUG